Messenger RNA from Varanus komodoensis (Komodo dragon), 1134 nucleotides. Its product is annotated as endosome-associated-trafficking regulator 1-like. The transcript has a single exon. The record is from RefSeq and is a predicted model, not a curated record. Gene Ontology annotation, cellular component: recycling endosome; early endosome; ciliary basal body. The coding region runs from base 1 to 1134 and encodes 377 amino acids. Gene Ontology annotation, biological process: positive regulation of protein localization to cilium; positive regulation of cilium assembly; regulation of cytokinesis. Lineage: Eukaryota; Metazoa; Chordata; Lepidosauria; Squamata; Varanidae.
AUGCCACGGCCACUUCUUGCAGGCUGCUCUCAUUCCCGAGGCCUGAAAGAGGAGGAAGAGGAGACCCAACCCUGUUACCACCACCACCACCACAUGCCACCUUCUCCAGACCAUAUCAAGAGUCACAUCAGCUCUGGAGACAGUCAGCUGAAAAAUUCAAAUGACCCACCCACAUUUUCCUUGAAAGGGUUGACUAAAAACAAGACCCGUGGAGGGGCAAGACAGCAUGAAGCAAAAAAUAGAAGUUAUAGGAAGAAAAUGGCCAGGCAGAACCUUGAACUGGAAGAGGUGUCUCUUUCACCAGAACCAUUAGGCUUGAGCUUGGAGUUUCAAGAACCAUUAUACAAGGAGGCAGCCAUCACCGACCAUCUGUCUGAUGAUGACGAUGAUAGUGACUGGAGAGAAAGGUAUGACAAAGUACAUCUAUCAAGGAUCACCAAUAUUACUCAGUGUGACCCAUACAAUUACAACUCAGCCAGUCUUUCAGGGAUGGAAACUUUCUCUUCCUGGCCAUUCAGUGAUAAUGACAUGUGUAUGGGGUGCCCAUCUCAUACCAAGGCAGCCGAAAGCUAUGCUGCUCAUGAAGAAACUAUUGGAGAAGUGGAAUAUGUGUCUCCUCAGCUGAGUUACCAAGAGCUUAGGGAGGAAAAUUCUAUGCUGAGGAGAAAGAUCAAAAGGAUCCAAAACUUCUCAGAAAGCCAGACACAGAUGUUGAGAAACCUUGAGAGGACCCUGCAAGCCACGGUGAAUAAAGAGGAAAAAGACGCACAGGAUCUGGAAGCUUUGGUGCAGCAGGCAGAACAAAAUCUCCAGUGCAUGACUCAGAGGGCCUUGAAGGCAGAGAGUGAUGUUGAGAGGAUGAAACAGGAGAUGUCUUUCCUCCAAGCUGAGCUUACCUGCUACAAAGUGGAGAAUGAAACACUGCGGUCUGGCCAGUCUACCAACAUGGGGGCAGUAAAACAGCAUGUUGAUGUAGCUUUGCAAAAUCUCCUGCGGGUGACCAACCAUGCACACACAACUAUCCACCAGUUGGUCUUUGGAGCAGAAACACUGUCACUUGUUGCUGAUCUCCUUAAAUCUGUAGGCCGAAUGUCUGAAGUUGAGAAGGAAGAUGAAGGGAAGGCACAAAGUUAG